This is a messenger RNA of Trypanosoma brucei brucei TREU927, 1485 nucleotides long. RefSeq lists its product as hypothetical. Lineage: Eukaryota; Euglenozoa; Kinetoplastea; Trypanosomatida; Trypanosomatidae. The record is from RefSeq and is a predicted model, not a curated record. The transcript has a single exon. The coding region runs from base 1 to 1485 and encodes 494 amino acids.
AUGUAUGCUGAUGAAGAGGAGAGUCGUUUCACUGGUAAUAUUCAUACAAUGCCUUCGAUGACUGCAAACGGUAAGAAUAAGGAAUCCGCAACGGAAACGACAGAUCUGCUCAGGAAUGGCGGCUCCAAAGACGAUGAAAAUGUAGGUUAUACAUCAGUCUUCACGCAAACAAUUGUCGUUAUGCGACAUGGGGAGAGGCGUGACGGGUCGGUGGAUGCGGAACCGGAAGCGGAUCCUCCUCUUACAGAACAGGGUUUAGCAAAUGUGUCAAACGCAGCAACAGAGCUUCGUAACAUUCUUGGAAGCAGAACAACACAGAAUUUGCAGAUUUUGACCUCACCGUUUUUAAGGACUAUGCAGACAGCUGAGAGGCUGCAAAAGUGUGGAAUAGGUGUAAGACGGCAGCGAAUUGUAGACAACAACCUUUGUGAGGUGUACGGGCCAUUGAGAAUUAAAAGUAAAGAACCACCCCGCUUACCCGAUGAUGCUGUGGUGUCCGGACGUGGGUCGCUGCCUCUGUGGGGGGAGUCCCUCGAGUCAGCAACAAAACGGUUUGCUGAUGCGUUACAAAUGAACUCACGCACAUAUUCGGAAGCGAAUCUACUAUUCGUAACACACGGCGAUGCCUUAGGUGCUAUCGUUUCUGCACUCUAUCCAAUGCGGAUGGUUUAUGAGGCGGAAUACCUCUCUUUCAUUGUUCUGCGGAAAAAUAAGAUAGAAAAUAGCUUAGCAAGUGGAUGCCGUGAGUUUGAACUUGUGGCUUCCAAAGGUGUGCAAUGGAUGGUUACAGGUCCGGAGGAUUGCGACCCACAAGAGUCGGGUCAUGCAGCUUCUGAGGAUUCCGCUUUAGGCAAGAAGAGCGACCCUUUCGGGCAACCGAGAGGUGAUUCACCUCUUCACAUUUCCCGCCGCCCCUUUGGAGCUGAAGACGGUGCGUCACCCAUUAAUUUACACAACCUCUCCAAUGAGGAGGGCCGCGGGUGCUUACUGGAUUUUUGGUUACUUUUUGUAUUUCGCGUGUUGGCAGUGGCGUCGCAGGCACCUCUGCUUUUUUUCCUUGAGACAAACCUUAAGGAUGCUGGUACGUAUAUCACUGUUGUUUUGCUACUCGAGUUGAUAUUCUUUUAUGCCUCCACCACUGACGAGAGAUAUUUUGGUUUUUAUCAGGCGCUCGUAGCUGUUGAGAAUUUUCCUGCAGUUUGUCGGCGAAGUUACAGGUCACUUUCCGGUGGUCACGGUGCGAGCACCCCUCGACCCAAUGUACUGUUGGUACUUUGCGCCGCGAGCUUAAAGUGUUUUGCCAUUUUUGCUAUUGCUAGCGGUGCUGCCGCGUUUUUAAGCCUUUUCCCCGGUAUCCACUUCACAAUGUUUGAUUCGUAUAAGAUGAUAUUCAACUCAUUCUGGAGUGCGCUGCUGGUAUUGUUUUUGCUCUUAUUUAACUUUGUCCGUGUAUACUGCUACGUGUCGGUAGCUUUGGCGGGUUAA